Messenger RNA from Penicillium brevicompactum, 1434 nucleotides. It is a transcript of the gene ppt1, whose product is annotated as protein serine/threonine phosphatase PPT1. The record is from RefSeq and is a predicted model, not a curated record. Gene Ontology annotation, molecular function: protein binding; protein serine/threonine phosphatase activity. The transcript has 5 exons. The coding region runs from base 1 to 1434 and encodes 477 amino acids. Gene Ontology annotation, cellular component: cytosol; nucleus. Lineage: Eukaryota; Fungi; Ascomycota; Eurotiomycetes; Eurotiales; Aspergillaceae.
AUGGCUACCGAUCAAGAAGCGGGCGUUGCGCUCAAGGUCCAGGGAAACAAGGCUUUUGGUGAACACGACUGGCCUGCUGCCGUCGCCUUCUAUGACCAGGCUAUCGAAAAAUACGACCAGGACCCUUCCUUCUUCUCCAACCGCGCACAGGCUCAGAUCAAGCUCGAGGCUUUCGGAUUCGCUAUCGCAGAUGCCACCAAGGCGAUCGAAUUAGACGCCAACUACGUCAAGGCAUACUGGAGACGUGCUCUGGCCAAUGUCGCCAUCCUGAGUUACAAGGAAGCCCUGAAGGAUUUCAAGGCUGUGCUCAAGCGCGAGCCAGGCAACGCUAAUGCAAAGCUGAGAGCCGCCGAGUGCGAGAAGCUCGUGCGUCGCAUAGAAUUUGAGCGUGCCAUUGAGGUCUCGGAUCCUCCUUCUGCGUUCGCGGAUCUGGAUAUCGAUGCGAUCAAGGUUGACGAUGAUUAUGAUGGUGUGCGCUUGGGAAAUGAGAUGACGCAGGAAUUCGUCGAUGAUAUGAUCCAGCGCUUUAAGGAUGGAAAGAAGAUCCAUCGCAAGUAUGUCUUCCAGAUCAUCAAGGCCGUUAAGGACCUUGUUUACAACGAGCCUACGAUGGUGGAAAUUGGUGUCGAGUCCGGCAAGAAGUUGACGGUUUGUGGUGAUACCCACGGCCAAUACUUCGACUUGCUCGAGAUCUUCCGACGAAACGGUGCUCCCUCUGAUACCCAUGCUUAUCUGUUCAACGGUGAUUUCGUCGACCGUGGCUCCUGGUCCUGCGAAAUUGCUCUGUUGCUCUAUGCCUACAAGUGGCUGCGACCCAACGGUCUGUUCCUGAACCGUGGAAACCACGAAACGGAUGAUAUGAAUAAGGUCUACGGAUUCGAAGGUGAAUGCAAGGCCAAGUAUAAUGAGCGUGUCUUUAAGGUGUUCUCCGAGUCCUUCUCCGCUCUGCCCCUGGCCACCUUGAUCGGCGAUAAAUACCUCGUUCUUCACGGCGGCUUGUUCUCCGAUGACAAGAUUAAGCUCGAUGACAUUCGCAAGCUCAACCGUCACAACCAAAGGCAGCCUGGUCAAGCCGGUCUGAUGAUGGAGAUGCUCUGGACAGACCCCCAGGUUGGCCCUGGUCGUGGUCCUAGCAAGCGUGGUGUUGGUCUUCAGUUCGGCCCGGAUGUGACCAAGCGUUUCUGUGAAAACAACGGACUGGAAGCUAUCAUUCGAUCCCAUGAAGUGCGCAUGGGUGGUUAUGAGGUUGAACACGAUGGUCGCUGUAUCACCGUCUUCUCCGCCCCUAGAUACUGUGAUUCCACAGAAAACAAGGGUGCAUACAUUAACAUUGGCCCCGAACUCAAGCUCAAUUAUGAAGUGUUCGAGGCCGUGCCGCACCCUGAUAUCAAGCCAAUGGCAUACGCUCAAAACUCGCCUCUUUCAGGAAUGUGA